AGAGCCCUCCGUAGAAUGCAAAGUUUCCAAGGAACUAGAAUGCGAUAGAAAACAUAAAAAAAGCUAAGGAAGUAGAAAGAUUUGAUCUCCACACACUCAUAUGAGAUUCUUUUUAGCCUUAAGUGAAAAAAAGUAGUUGUAGUUUUGUUUUCACUCUAAAAAAGACAUCUUCAAUAAAAUAUUCGGGAAGAAGUCUUGGAGAAUGAAGCAGAUACAUUUUUGAAUCAUGGUUAAACUUUCGUUGUAUUCUCUACCUUGUUUUUUAUUUUUUGCAAAAUUGGUUACCCUACUAGUGUUUCUGCUUUCGAGGAUGGAGUGUUUGUAUUUCCUGAGAUCAGGGAUGAAGAUGGGAGGGGAGUGAUUGAUAGAUAUCCUUUUUGGUGAAGUUUAGUUUAUAGUCGUGAAGAAAUUGAGUUUUUUUUUUGGGUAUAAAUUCAACUUUUCAAAGUUGGUGUUUGAGAGAUAAAGAUUGGAUGUGACAGUUAGCACCAUUAGACGCUUAAAACGGGAAGUCAAAAGUCUUUGCGGCUUUCGAAACAAGCCGGUGGAGUUGAUCGGUGGUGCAAAAUUGAGGGGAGAUGGAGAUGGAGAUGGUGAUCGGGAGCAGGGAAGAUUUGAAUUCCAUAUUGCCCUUUCUGCCGCUGCUACUGAGGUCCUCCACUCUAUUCUGGCCCUCCCAAGUAGUGGAAACUCUCAAGUCUAUGGCAGCAGGCCCUGAUCACAGUGGUGUCAAUUCUGGUGAAGCCCUCUUCCGUUCCAUCUCUAACAUCAGGAACUCUCUCUCUCUCUCCAAUCAUCGCCUCGCUUCUUCUUCCCAACGUGGCUACGCCCUUUUCUUCGAUAAGCUUAUGUCCGAAACAGAAUCUAUGCAGUGGUUUCGUGAGGUUAUUCCAGCAUUGGGAAAUCUACUUCUUCAGUUUCCAUCUUUGCUGGAAACUCAUUAUCGAAAUACCGACCAGCUUGCUAGUAAAGGAAGUGGCAAAGCUAAAACUGGUCUUCGUUUGUUAGCUUCUCAAGUUGCAGGCACUGUGUACCUCAGUCAGCUUGGAAAUGUACUUGGGCUCCAAAUGAUCCCGUGGCUUGAGUCCAUAAAGCAACCCGCAAACACAAAAUCUCCCAGAUUUGUAUUUCUUCUCAUCAGGCACAUGACUGGGUCCUUCUCCCCGCCGUUUGAAAAGGAGUUGAUUGGGGCGCUUCUAGCUUGUGCUUUCUUCUGUUUGUUUCCAGUCAAUGAUAGACAUGUCCAAAAUCUUCCGACAAUUAACUUUGACUAUUUAUUUGCGAUUCUCUAUGAUGGACGUAGUAAGAUGCAGGAGAAUAAGAUACGAUGUAUUGUACAUUAUUUCAGAAGGAUAUGUUCCAAUAUUCCGGUUGGCUUUGUCUCAUUUGAAAGGAAAGUACUUCCUUUGAACAAUUGCGCAGGAUCUUUUUGUUGUCCAAAGGCCAAUUUUUGGAUCAACUCCACCAUUCCUCUCUGUCAAUUCAAGGUUAAAGAUUCUGGCCUAAUAGAAGAUCAAACGUUUGGAGCCCUUGAAGUUGAUUUUGCUAAUGAGUAUCUUGGUGGUGGUGCUCUUCAUUCUGGCUGUGUACAGGAAGAGAUUCGCUUCAUGAUCAACCCUGAAUUAAUUACUGGCAUGCUUUUCUUGCCAGCCAUGGCGGAUAAUGAGGCAAUAGAAAUUGUUGGGGCAGAGAGGUUCUCAAAUUAUACCGGGUAUGCUUUCAACUUUUGCUUUGCUGGAAAUCAUGAGGACAAACGAGAAAUGGAUUCCCUUGGAAGACAUAAGACCUUUAUCGCAGCUAUUGAUGCAUUGUGCAGUCCAGGGAUGAGACAAUACAGAUUAGAAUUCCUUCUUCGGGAAGUCAACAAGGCAUUCUGUGGUUUCUUUAAUCAAUCAAAGUAUAAUCAGUAUGAAAGUCUAUUCUUAGAAAGUGGCGAAGAUGUCACGAAUCAUACUGACAAGUCAAGAAACAGUCUCCCGGUACACGAAUCUAUCUCAGAUGCUAGAGAGAAUUUUCUUGGUACAUCUCUCACUCCAGAAAGCUUGGACCACAAAGAUGAUAUUGGGAUUGCAACUGGCAAUUGGGGUUGUGGUGCCUUUGGAGGAGAUCCUGAAGUGAAGUCCAUAAUACAAUGGCUUGCUGCUUCUCAGGCAUUAAGACCUUCCGUUAUGUAUUACACAUUUGGCACCGGACCACUGCAUCAUCUAGAAAAGGUGAGUGAAUGGAUUUUGGCACACAAAUGGACAGUAGGAGAUCUAUGGAGUAUGUUGGUGGAGUAUUGUUCUCAAAUAUCAAAUCGACAAACUCAUGUUGGUUUCUUUGAUUGGCUUCUCCCAGCCUCCUCCAAAACUAACUUGAAAUGUUAGUAAUUUUAUCCGACUAUUUGUCAUUCAAGAACUACGUUGGUAUUCAUACUUCAAGAAUAAGAAAUAUACGUUGAUGUUAGUUUUGUCAAUAUGCAAUAGUAAGUGUUUUAUGAGUUAUGAGUCUAGUUAAAGGGGACUAAUAAUGUGUAUGUUGAAGAGAUAGUGCCAAAUAUAUACUUGCACACACCGUGUGAAAAAUAGAAUAGUUGGUUUUGGUUUCAAACCAUAUAAUUGAAAUGAUAGUAAAUGUUUUCAUGAAUGUAAUUUAAUAUCUAAUGCCAACACUUUUUUUGGAAGGCCUUGGUGGCAGUACAUGAUCGAUUUUGAAGAAA
This is a messenger RNA of Cucumis sativus (cucumber), 2698 nucleotides long. Its product is annotated as poly(ADP-ribose) glycohydrolase 1. Bases 579 to 2366 code for a protein of 595 amino acids. The record is from RefSeq and is a predicted model, not a curated record. Lineage: Eukaryota; Viridiplantae; Streptophyta; Magnoliopsida; Cucurbitales; Cucurbitaceae. Gene Ontology annotation, molecular function: poly(ADP-ribose) glycohydrolase activity. Gene Ontology annotation, biological process: ATP generation from poly-ADP-D-ribose; regulation of DNA repair; nucleotide-sugar metabolic process. Gene Ontology annotation, cellular component: cytoplasm; nucleus. The transcript is spliced from 12 exons.